AGUGCACAGGGCGGCCGACGGUGGCCGACGAGGUCUGACAUGAAUCAAGUGGAGCGCUACGCCCGGUUCCUCAGGUGGACGCUGGUGCGGGAGCGCGUGCGGAGCUACCUGCCCUGGGGACUGGUGUUCUCCUUGCUGGUGGGCUCCUCCCUCAAGGAGUUCUCCCCGCUGCCCGAGAGCUACUUCAGCAACAAGCGCAACGUCUUCAACGUGUAUUUUGUCAAGUUGGCCUGGGCCUGGACCUUCUGUCUGCUCUUGCCUUUCAUUGCCCUCACCAACUAUCAUCUGACAGGCAAGACUCUCCUGGUCCUGCAGCGGCUGUUCACUCUGCUCGUGGGCACAGUCAUCUGGUAUGUCUGCACAACCAUCUUCUCCAGCGUGGAGCACUACACAGGCAGCUGCUACCAGUCACCAGCCCUGGAGGGGAUGAGAAAGGAGCACCAGAGCAAGCAGCAGUGCCUCAGCUCAGGAGGCUUUUGGCAUGGCUUCGACAUUUCAGGCCACUGCUUCCUGCUGACCUUCUGUGCCCUCAUGAUUGUGGAGGAGAUGUCUGUGCUGCACGAGGUGAAGACAGACCGCAGCCACCACUUCCACACCACCAUCACCACCCUGGUCGUGGCCCUGGGCUCCCUGACCUUCAUUUGGUUGUGGAUGUUUCUCUGCACUACCGUUUAUUUCCACAACAUGUACCAGAAAGUGUGUGGCACUGUGUUUGGUUUGCUGGGUUGGUAUGGGACAUACAAAUUUUGGUAUCUGAAAUCUUUUUCCCCAGGACUUCCUCCCCAGGGCUCUAGUUUGAAUUUGAAGCAAGACAGUCAUAAGAAAUAAAAGCGAAACAAAAGGAGUGACAGUAGGACAAUGGCUAAUACAUUUUUCACUUAUUUUUCUUAGUUAUUUGGUUGAAUUAUUGGUCCUACUGCAGAGAGGAUGCUUCCCAGGCAGUUUUGGUAGGUGGUGGUGGAGUCGGUGGAGUGAGUUCAGUCCCCACACUGCCCUGGGCAACAUCACUCUGUGUCACAAGCACCACCAUUUCCAGUUAGGCACUUUUUGUCCCUGACAAUACUUGACCUUAAUCUGGACUGUCCCUUUUGUCCCUAGAGGGCAGAGCUAAGGCUCAGUGAGAGGACGGAAUCAGGGAGUCCAGGACCUCAGAUUCCUCUGCUGCCAUCGUUCUCUCCCUGAUUCUAGUUGUCUUUUGUUUUAAUGACUGUUAAUGCUGUUAUUUAACAAUAUUUCCCUCUGUUCAAAACAACCAGCUGUUGCCUGAAAGACAUUCUGUGGUUUUAGUGUUUGUUUCAUCCGUGGAAUGUUUUAACUGUUAGAACUGACUUGUGAUUAGCUGCCAGAGCAAUUAAACUGAGUGCCUCUGUGACUGAACAUCAGAUGAAUUGCAAGUAAUGAACAGUGAUAAUUUUCCAUCCGUGUUGUCUAUUAUUUAUUGGUGUUUGGAGAAAUAAGGUUACCUUUUUUUCCUCCUAAUUUGAAUGAAUGCUUUAUGUUUUUUAAUAACUGUGGCAUUUGUUGUUUGUCAACAAAAUGGAAAAUAACUCAACACUUGCACUUUGGCACAUGUGCAGAUUGCCUUCAGGGUUUUUUUUUAGAACACUAAGUUACUUUUUAUAAACCAAACUCUUGGCUUAUGGUAUUAAAUUCCACCUUGUGGGGCUAUUUUCUCUGUAAGAAACUUUCCUUACCAUGUGUCAUUGGUAUAAGCUGAGCAGAGCUUCAAAGUCCUAUAUAUAUAUAGGACUAUAUAUGUUGAUUAGUCUGAUGUGGCCCAGGGCAUUUUUACCUUUUGGAUGAUUAUGGUAAGUCAGAAGUGAAGGAAAAUGUCCUCCAUUGCCUUUGAUACUGAGAAACUAAGCUGUUUGCAAAGAUGUCCUUACCAAAUGGCAACGUGACUUUGGCUCCACCCUCCUCUUAUCUGCACCACCAUCAAAAGCAAAACAAACCUGGGCCUGUUCCACCUGUUCCCUUUGUAGCCCUUCUCAAUUUCCCACCUUUUGUCAUUCUCUGGUCUUUACUGUGAGAGUGCUGGGAAGGGUCAGAAAUCCUGUCACCUCCGUAUCACAGGGGCACAGUUCUUUCCUCAGUGAUAAGAUACACCCCGCCCCCUGCUCCGCCCCUUCCCAGGCUGUUUCCGUAGACCUUUCAAACUGAGCCCCUUGCAUUCUGGAUAAUCAUCCUUGACUCUUUGAUGCUCCUUUACCCCCCAGUUAAGCCUGAUAAUAGCAUUAACUGAUAAGCGCUGCUUAACUCCACUGGCUUAACUCAAGUAUAGGUUGUUAGGGGCUUGAGCUCUGGAAAACCUUCAGGGUAAAUUGUAUUUCCUGUAGUGAUGUAUUUAAAAUAUGUAGUUCAUAUCCCCUUUGUAUCCUGUUGGGCUAUAAGUUACCUUGUAUUGAUCAAAAUAUGGGGUGAGUUAUCUUGUACCCAAAGAAGGUAGCAAACACACCAGUAAUGAGAUUUCAGAGAUGCCACCAUGGUGCUUUGGCACCGUUGGCUAAAGGCAGGCCAUUGCCACAUGAGAUUUUUUUGGCCCUCUGGAGUGUGGGAGUGGGGUGAAAGUGGGGGUGGGAAGCAGGUGGCAGGAGCUUGGGGAAGGGAUUGAAAUCUCCAAAGUUUCAUGUUCAGCACCAAAAGGCAACAGGCACAGGGUGACUCCAGAAGUUCAAUUCUCACACUUAAAUCUCUAUAGACAGUUUUUAUCAUCUGGGUCUGAUUCAAGCUCCCCAUUCAAUUAACUCUGCAGAAAUUGUCCAUUACCGAGUCUUGUACAUUGAUUAGUUUCCCACUGCCUCCUCUUCAUUGUUAGCACCCUUGCCUUUUUCUUGGGAGCAUGCCCUCUGUCCCUAUGCGAGACAGUUUGGCAGAGUUCGGGUUUAGGCAAACUUGAGAUGUGUGUUCAAAUCUGGGCACCACUGCUGAGAGCUGCCUGACCACAGGCAAGCCUCAUUUUCCUCAUGUGUAAAACAGAGGUGAUGCUGUUAGGAUUAAGGGAAAUAAUGCAUGUAAAGUGCCCAGCACAUGUAAAAUCCCCUACCCUUUUUUCUUGACAGCCCUUUAAAACUUUCUGGCUCCUCCAGAGAAGGCAGGGGAAUUCACAUCUUUUGAAUGCCAUUUGGGGUCUAUGUCUCCUGUUGAAAUAGCCUUGUAUUGUCUUUUGAAAAGUGUCUGUUGUUCCCAGGCGCAUUUGAGGGCAUCUGUGAUCACAGAAUACUGCCAUGCUUGUUUUGCCUUUCUGUGUUGAGGUUCAUUCACUGAUGCCUCAUUUUCCACGUGCAUCUGUUGUAGUCUGAGUACCAGAUUGUAUUUAGAGAAUGGCUCUUGCCACUAUUAUAGAGACACAGAUCGUGUGUGUAAACAAGCAAAUUAAGUAAACUGGAGAUAAUGAAAUCCCAUAUUCCAGUGUUUUGUGUGUUCUUUCUAUUUCCCUUA
Molecule: messenger RNA, 3438 nt
Organism: Pteronotus mesoamericanus
Lineage: Eukaryota; Metazoa; Chordata; Mammalia; Chiroptera; Mormoopidae
Gene: FITM2
Product: fat storage inducing transmembrane protein 2
Exons: 2
Coding region: 40-828 (262 amino acids)
Biological process (GO): lipid droplet organization; lipid storage; phospholipid biosynthetic process
Cellular component (GO): endoplasmic reticulum membrane
Molecular function (GO): coenzyme A diphosphatase activity
Source: RefSeq, a predicted model, not a curated record